GAGAACCGGGGCCAGAUCCCCGACGCGCAGGUGAUCAUCACCGCGCCGGACUCCACGCCGUUUGCUUUUGACGGCCAGGAGCGCGCCCAGAAGUCAGAGGGUGACAACGAGUUCCUAUCGGCGAUGGAGUGCAUUGUGAACCAGGCGCGCCGAGACCGAGGCUCGCUCGAGAUCUUUAUAAUCGAGACCAAGCUUAAGUUAGCAGAAGUUCCUGCUGGACGUGACAUAAGCCAGGCCGAUGAAGUACUCGAAUAUUUGACCGCCUCUCUCGGAAAGGACUGGCUCGUUUGGAAGUGGCUGCUUGAAUCGGAACGUUUAGGGCUCCCCCAAGCCCGCUCCAGGAUGCACAUUUGCGGCAGGAAGAAGAAUAGAUUCAAGGGGGCGACAGAACCAGAAUUGCGCCCCGAGCAAUUCCGCGUGGCACAGAUUCCGCUGGCAGACAUUCUCGACAACAAAGCCCCGAAAGCCCAGGUCACCGAUCUGAGUGAGACCAUGCGCGCAAACCUAGCCUCGUAUAAGAAACUAUGCAAGGAUGAUCCCGAUGGUAGCAUUUUCGUUGUCGGCGUGAGCAGGCCUGCAGAUGCCAAGCCGAGGGCCAACAUGUGCCCCGAGAUCACGCCAACCAGCGGUGCCUUGUUCGUGUUUCAAAAGGGAUCGCGCGACUUCCACCGAUUCCUGCAGCCAGCAGAGCUGCUCAUGCUUCAAGG
Prorocentrum cordatum is the source of this 707-nucleotide messenger RNA. NCBI's taxonomy places the organism in Eukaryota, Dinophyceae, Prorocentrales, Prorocentraceae. The record is from the annotation of a GenBank genome assembly.